ACAACUUUGACAAAACGGUCAUAUUCUCAGAAAAUAUUAUACUCAUGACAAAUAUGAGUCACGAGCAGACAGAAACCAUCCGUGUGUACAGAUCCUUCGUUUAGAAUUUGAACUCAUUCCUGACUUCAAUGAGCUCGGGAAGCAGUGUUUGAAUAACGCUUCCUUCACGGAUCGUCCACAAGAGCAGAUUUAGGAAACGCGCGACGGGACACUUGAGCCAUUCAACUCUAGGGCAAUACCAAACAUAGUCAGUGAGAGCCUACCGCUGUCUGGAGAAGCAUGUCAUGUUCAAGUUUUAAAAGUGUAAUAAUUUGAGAGAGAGAGAAAGGGCGCACCAAAAUGGAUAACAGGUCUUCAGUUACAGAAUAUCUUCAAUCUCGGAACGACGAGUAUGCUCUUGAAAAUCUGGUGGCCAUGAUCUUCCUCGGCCUGAUAAUGUUUGUUGGCUUCGUGGGCAAUUGUCUAGUAUUCCUUGUCUACUUAACGAAAAUGAAACCUUCAACUACCCGCUGUUUUAUUCUGGCGUUAUCCACCCUCGAUUUCGCCACCUGCUUGAUCUGCAUCCCUGUUGACAUCGUCGACAUCAGGUACAAGUUCACCUUCGGAGAGUUUGGAAGUACUCCCUGCAAGUUGUCGGCCAUGUUUGUGAGCUUCACCUCGUUUGCUUCCGGUAACAUUCUGGUUGCCGUGGCCGCUGUUCGACACAAGAAGGUCUGCUACCCUACAGGGCCUCAGACGUCUAUCAAGGCUGCAUUUAUUGCCAUAUUUCUGUCCUGUGUCUCUUCAUUUACUUUUUCUAUUCCCCCGACUAUCUUAUACGGUGGUCAGACAAAGGUUCUAUCUGAAGGCGUUAACGCGACGUUGUGCACGACGUCAGACUUCUACGUAAACACAAGGCUCCCUCUUGCUUACAACGGCUUCCAGUUUGUGCUGUUCGUGGCAGCAAUGGCAACACUAUCGACCUUGUAUGUUCGGAUAUGGAAAGGGGUGGCCCGGUUUGCCGAUGUAAAGAAGUGGUCGUGGAAAAACAAAGACGUCGAUAACAGUGACUCUGGAUUUGUUUCGAAGAAUCACGUUUCAGUUUCGAAACACAGCACUCAAGAAAGCGUAAGUUUCGAAGUACAUGUCAGCACCACAGGCAAGGGUAAAACACCUCCGCUUUCAGACAAAUCCUGCCUCGGGAGGAGUGAUACUAUCAUCAGACGUCCAUCUAAACGUCAGAGGACAGCGCGUAGAACGACCUUGAUGCUGUUCAUCAUAAGCCUCGCCUUCGUGGUUAGUUUUCUUCCACAUCUGACGUUAAUGGCUGUGCGAGCAUUACACCGGGACCGCAUUGAAAACCUCGCAGGGCCGGCGUUGGCAGCAUACAACAUAUUCCUGAGAUCCUACUUCAUCAACUGUGCAGCUAACCCCUUCAUCUACAGUUACUGCAACGUGAACGUCCGUAAAGAGAUCGCGGCUGUUGUCAGUUUAAGGCAUUUUAGGAAGUGAUUCGUUGUCAGAUGAAUAUGAUUAGCCACUUUAAACUUCAACUUGACUUCAGUUGCAAUACAAUGAGAUUAAUUAUAAUAGUUUGUUUGUUUGAUGUUUAACGCCACACUCAGCAAUAUCCCCGCUAUAUAGCUGCGGCCUGUAAAUAAUCGAGU
Molecule: messenger RNA, 1646 nt
Organism: Haliotis rubra (blacklip abalone)
Lineage: Eukaryota; Metazoa; Mollusca; Gastropoda; Lepetellida; Haliotidae
Product: neuropeptide Y receptor type 4-like
Exons: 2
Coding region: 340-1491 (383 amino acids)
Biological process (GO): neuropeptide signaling pathway
Cellular component (GO): membrane
Molecular function (GO): G protein-coupled peptide receptor activity
Source: RefSeq, a predicted model, not a curated record